Messenger RNA from Anoplophora glabripennis (Asian longhorned beetle), 3159 nucleotides. Its product is annotated as cytosolic carboxypeptidase-like protein 5. The record is from RefSeq and is a predicted model, not a curated record. Bases 207 to 2930 code for a protein of 907 amino acids. Lineage: Eukaryota; Metazoa; Arthropoda; Insecta; Coleoptera; Cerambycidae. Gene Ontology annotation, molecular function: zinc ion binding; metallocarboxypeptidase activity. Gene Ontology annotation, biological process: protein deglutamylation; proteolysis. The transcript has 9 exons.
GAAUCGGGUAGGUUGUGGGUUUUUGACAAGUGUGAAAAGUUAACAAAGAAGUUGUUAAUUAGGCAGGUGGGUGAAGUUUCCUAUUCGUUACGUCAAUGUCCAAGAUUAGUCAGGGAUUGGUCAAGAUAUGAACUAACAACUGCUAUUAGCACUAGAAACUGGAUAAAUAAUGAAUAACAUAUUGAAUUGUAUGCAUUGAUAAAAUUAUGGAAGGUAUUGUUUGUGCUCAAUUCGUAUUUUAUAAUGAUUUUGAUUCGGCAAACUUGGCUCGAGUGGAAUACGUUCCUCCAAAUGAAUCCACACUAAUCAAACAAUCCCCAAACAAAUCCAUAAACCAAGAAGUUUACGAUGCAGAAUUUAAUAUUUGGACCAAACCUGACUGCUGUGGUACUGAAUUCGAAAAUGGGAACAGGACCUGGUUUUAUUUUGGUAUGAAAGGUAAGGUUAUUUCCUAUAACAUGUGUAACCUUCUAAUUGUACAUUACUUAGCUCCAGGCCCUGCAUUAUAUGUUAGGUUUAACAUGGUAGAUUUGAAUCGACAAGGUAAAAUGUACAGCCAAGGUAUGGCACCAGUUUUUAGGAUAAUGCCGGGAAAACCCAAGUGGGAACGAAUCAAUGACAAACCUGUAUAUAGUUUAAAUAAUGACAUUUUUACAUUAACCUUUAAAUUCCGGACUCCCGAAAAUCCCCUCAGUACCAUGUAUUUCGCCUUCACCUACCCGUUUUCCUAUGUAGAAUUAGAAAAAAUGAUGGUUAACAUAGAUCAGAGAUAUUUAAAUAUGCAUCCAUACACAGAAGAUGAUAUCUAUUAUGUGCGGGAGACUAUGUGUCACUCUCUUGAAGGGCGCACCAUAGAUCUGAUCACGAUAUCCUCUUAUCACGGGAUUACAGGCGAAAGGGAGCCGAGAUUGAAAAAUCUCUUUACCAACGAGAAGGUCCCAAGGCCACAGAAAUUCAUGGGAAAGAAGGUAAUUUUCAUCUCUGCGAGAGUUCACCCAGGUGAGACUCCAUCCAGUUUUGUGUUCAAUGGGCUGUUGAAUCUGCUGCUGCAAAGGGAGGAUUUGAUAGCCCAACACCUGCGCAGAUUGUAUGUGUUCAAGAUGAUUCCGUUCCUUAACCCAGAUGGGGUGGCCCGUGGCCACUAUCGUACUGACACACGCGGCGUGAAUCUCAACAGGGUGUACCUCAACCCCAGCCUGUUCGAACACCCAUCUGUAUACGCUGCUAGAGCUUUAAUUAGAUAUUAUCAUUUUGGGUUCGAGAAAGAGGAUUACGUCCCGAAGUGCAACAAUUGCACGGACAGGGGCAACCAGACCGACGGCAACAUGACGGAGGACAAUGAGAACCAGCAGAACGAAAAUAUCCGCGAAAAGGUGUCCCACAUGACACUGGAGGAGGGGGACGGCCCCUCCACCUCCUGGUGCACCAAAUGUAAGAACAGCAUUCUUAAGCUAGAGGACACCAUGCCGGGCAUCUCCAGCAUUAUCCCUACAUUCAACCUAAAUACUUCCAUAGGGCACAACUUCUGCCGCAACUGCGGGGCGGCUCUGCAUCACACCAAGAGCAAGGAGGAGGUGAACUUCGAGAAGGUAGUAAUAGGGGCGCACGGCGACGUGAACUCCAACGAAUCCAACCUGUUUUUGUACUUGGACAUGCACGGGCACGCCUCGAAGAAGGGCAUUUUCAUGUACGGCAACCAUUUCGACGACAUGGAGCGGAAUGUGGAGUGCAUGCUGCUGCCCAAGCUGAUGAGUAUUAAUAAUCACAAUUUUCAUUUCAAUGCUUGUAAUUUUACAGAAAGGAACAUGUAUCUCAGGGAUAAAAGGGAUGGUAUGAGCAGGGCGGGUUCGGGAAGGGUGGCAGUUUUGUCUUUAACUGGCAUAAUCAAGAGUUACACUCUCGAGUGUAAUUACAACACGGGCAGGAUAGUCAAUGUACUGCCCCCUACGAUCAGGGAGCCGAGCGGUAAGGUUCACACCUUGCCAGUUCCGCCUAAGUACUCCCCGCAGGUUUUUGAGGAGGUUGGCAAGUCACUGGGAGCCUCCAUCCUGGACCUGACGGGGCAGAACCCGUGCUCCCGCCUGCCAAACUCCGAAUUCCACUCGCUCUCGGGGCUCAGGGACUGGCUGAGGUCCAUGUCCAAUGAGUUCCAUUGCCACAACCGUCCCAAAAUGAGGGCUAGGAGUAACAUAGUCGGCCUACAGUCACAGGGAAAGUCGACACGUGGCGUUGUCAUCAAGAAUCGCCCGCCGGUCAUUAAGCCGGCGCUAAAGAAGCCGCUCAAGCAGAGGGGCGCCUCCCUGCCGCUCGAUCGCAAGGAGAACUUGGCUCAGCCAGGCUCGUCCAAGUCGGGCAGCCGCCUGAAUAAGUGCUUCAAGGUGAAAUCCCGUAAAGACCUGACGUUAAAGAGCAAGAACACUGCCGCCGAGAAAAUCACAAAAUCCACCAUAACCAGAAAUAAGAAGGUGAGCAACAUAGUCACCACCCAGAAAGUGAGGUUAGAUAUAACCUCCAAACUGCAAACGAUAAGGGAGGGCACCGAUAAACCUAAAACCGACACCGACAGCAUCCACCUGCGUGAGAUCUGUUUCAUAAAGAACAACGAGGGCAAGACGGUCAUCGCCAAGUACCAGAAUAAGGACAACGCUACAUUCGACGAUAACCUGGUGGUCUCCUGGAGCGCCGUUAAUAGUAAACCGCAGAUCUUCACGCAGAAAACUAGGAUUGCCUCUGCACCUCCUUAUCCUUGCGGUAAAGUGUUCAUGUCGGAGCCGGGGACUAGCAAACAGUCCAAUUUCCGCGUCCACAACUUUACCAAGAGCUCGUCGAAGACCAAGCUUAAGAAGCAUCCGUUGAGGAGGCUGGCGAGCGCCACCGACGCUCUGGGCAAGAUCGAUAAAUCGAAAAAGAAAAAGUUGAAGGCUAAGUAGUCCUUUGUUUAUUGAGGGAUGGGGUGGCUGAAUCACAAAUUUCUAUGUAGGUCAUGAAUGUUGUAUGUGUACGAUGUCAAAAUUGAUUCCUUUAUACCUGAAAUAGUGGGGUUUAUCUGUACUUUCUUCGUCAUCGGAAACAAAGUGCAACUUCUUUAAAUUUUACAUGAGAAAAGGUUAUAUUUUUUCGAUAUUUAAAGAAAUUUUUAUUAUUCGUGAAAACUUUAUA